GCUACCCGGAAGAAUAACCCACGUGUGACUUCCGGUGUGAAGUGCCGACCGAAAGAAGCCGGCAACAUGGCAACUCAGAAGUUACCUCAGAAAAGAUAUUAUAGACAAAGAGCUCAUUCAAAUCCGAUAUCUGAUCACAGUUUUGAUUAUCCAGUAGAUCCCUGGCAAAUGGAUUGGUCAGAACACUACCCUCAGUUCUGUAAGCCUCCAGAUACUGUGAUCGAUGGUUCCAGUGACAGAGCUUGUCCAAAACACCAGGUGGAGUUCGCAGACAUUGGAUGUGGAUAUGGUGGUCUCCUCGUACAGUUGUCUCCCUUGUUUCCCGAGUCGCUGAUAUUGGGGAUGGAAAUUCGGGUCAAAGUGUCUGACUACGUCAAGGACAGAAUCAAAGCUCUGCGUGAACAGAGCCCGGAACACUAUCAGAACAUUGCCUGCAUUAGAACUAAUGCCAUGAAGUACCUGCCGAACUACUUCUUCAAAGGACAGCUGUCCAAGAUGUUCUUCCUGUUUCCGGACCCCCACUUCAAGAAAACAAAACACAAGUGGAGGAUCAUCAGCCAGACGCUGUUAGCGGAAUAUGCAUACACACUCCGCGUGGGCGGUAAAGUGUACACAAUAACAGAUGUGAAGGAUCUUCAUGAGUGGAUGGUGCAGCACUUCGAAGCCUUUCCCUUGUUCCAGCGCAUGUCGGAAGACGAUUUGAAGGGAGACAUCAUUGUGGACAAGUUGUUUGACAGUACAGAGGAAGGUCAGAAGGUCACACGAAACAAGGGAGAUAAGCUGCUUGCCGUGUUCAUGCGGAUUGAGGACCCGUUCUGCAGCUCAAAGCCCCUGGACUUGAGCUGAUGUACACUGUAUCAGAACAUUGUAUCAACACAUUGUAUAUUGUAUUAAAACACUCAUUUCAUCAUA
Haliotis rufescens (red abalone) is the source of this 912-nucleotide messenger RNA. RefSeq names its product tRNA (guanine-N(7)-)-methyltransferase-like. Lineage: Eukaryota; Metazoa; Mollusca; Gastropoda; Lepetellida; Haliotidae. The coding region runs from base 67 to 846 and encodes 259 amino acids. Gene Ontology annotation, molecular function: tRNA (guanine(46)-N7)-methyltransferase activity. Gene Ontology annotation, biological process: tRNA methylation; RNA (guanine-N7)-methylation. The transcript is spliced from 6 exons. The record is from RefSeq and is a predicted model, not a curated record. Gene Ontology annotation, cellular component: tRNA methyltransferase complex.